Molecule: messenger RNA, 1163 nt
Organism: Cantharellus anzutake
Lineage: Eukaryota; Fungi; Basidiomycota; Agaricomycetes; Cantharellales; Hydnaceae
Product: kinase-like domain-containing protein
Exons: 6
Coding region: 152-847 (231 amino acids)
Biological process (GO): protein phosphorylation
Molecular function (GO): ATP binding; protein kinase activity
Source: RefSeq, a predicted model, not a curated record
CAGGCAGUCUGCCUAAAGCUCUUAGUUUCAGAAGUCACACCUCACGGCUUUAAAGUGGAGAAGUAUCGGACGCUCGAGAGGGUAGGUUCCUCCAUGUCUCGUUACGGGAGCUAUUCCGCAAUCAACAUUAUCGCAGCAUUUUGCAAGAGAAAUGAAAACAUGGGGGGGAUUGCGCCAUGAAAAUGUUGCUCACCUUUGCGGAUAUAUCGUUGAGGAGGUGGAAGGAAACGUUGUAACUGCAGGCUUUGUCUCGCCUUGGUGUCAAAAUGGAUCCAUCACAACGUACCUGAGACUAAGUCCCCAGGCAGACAGAUUUACAUUGGUUCGGGAUGUGGCAUAUGGACUUCAAUAUCUUCACGAUCACGAACCGCCCAUCGUUCAUGGGGAUAUCAAGCCUGAUAACAUUCUCAUCGGAGAUGACGGGAGAGCAUUGAUAACCGACUUUGGAUUAUCCGAGACCACAGACAGCUUCACAACGGGCCAAAUGAGCACAAACUUUGCCAUUUCAGGGACCGUAAAAUAUAUGGCCCCUGAAUUGGUGGGUUACUAUGAGAGGAAACCAAUCAGGACGCUGGAGUCGGACAUUUGGGCGUAUGGGUGCACAUCCAUCCAGAUCCUCACCGACAAACUGCCGUAUGCAUGUAAAGACAAUCUACAAGUAUUCCACCUCCUUCUGCGAGGUCAACCUCCCUUCCACUGGGAUCUCGACGUCAAACACGAGCAUAUUUUUUCCAGGUGCUGCAGCCAAACACCCUCUGACCGACCAACGAUCAGCCGCAUUGUCGGGGAGCUUGAAUUCCUAGCGCCUUCGAAUAUCGUUGCAAACAAUGCGCGUAUUUGCUCAUGAACGGCUGGCCAGCAGUGGAUGAUUCUGCCUGUGAAACCUCGUCCAUUCUUCAUGCGUCAGUAGCCUAGCCGAGCUUCGCAUUACCAAGUUCGUGCUAGUAGCCUCACUCACGUCCUGCGUUACCGAGUCGGGCCAACAGGCAUGAGACGAUACCUGCAUCCACAAACGUCCCCGAAUCGUCUUCUGCUUGGACAAUACGAGCGCGAUCAGAAUGACCUGGCAAGCCACAAGGGCAAACCCUACAGGCUUGGGCUCGUUCUCGCGCGCGCGAAUCUUUGCGCUGUUACUCGUCUUUAACUCAGCAAUCCGGCAACUU